AUUUUCCCACGCACACGCUUGUUUUUUAAACUGCUCAUCAACUGCGCCCCUUCUUGAAGCCUCUUGCUUGCUUUUUAUUCCCAGCCAUUUUGCGUCUUGUUCUUCUUGCCUUCUUUUUAGCUACGAACUGCUCAACAACGCAGAACAAAAUGUCAUACAAAAAUGGAUGGGACCAGCCAGGUUCUACGGAGACCAAUGGCACUGAAGGAUGGGGACCUGCUAGCGAUAUGCAAAACGGAUUGGAAAAUGGACACACCGAGGAACCUGACCAAGAGCCUGUCGCUCCCGCGGCAGAAACGCGCACGCACAAGUUUGGCUCAGGCUCUGAUCUUCCGCCUGUGGAUGAAGAGGCACGAGUCUGGUUUGGUACUGCCAGGCGGUGGGAAGAAGGCGAAGUGGACGAGACCCUAGAGCAAGAGUUGUAUGAGAAAAACAAGGUCAAUACGGGAAUCAACUUUGAACAGUUGGGUCAUGUCCCCAUUAAAGUUGCUGGAGAAGACGUUCCCCCGUUGCUUGAAAGCUUUGACGACAUUAAGCUGCACGAGGGACUCAAGUACAAUAUUACAAGUUUGAUGAAAUAUAACAAGCCUACUCCGAUUCAAAAGGCGGCUAUUCCCAUUCUGGCGAGUCGCCGUGACUUGAUGGCCUGCGCUCAGACAGGAAGUGGAAAGACGGCAGCCUAUCUGAUUCCUAUAAUCAACCGAAUGCUCUUGUUGGGUAAAGAAAAGCUCUGUCCCAAACCCACGUCCAUGUUUGAUCGUCAUGCAAAACCUUUGGUAUUGAUUAUUUCCCCAACUCGUGAGUUGGCCUGUCAGAUUUUUGAUGAGUGUCGCAAGUUUAGUUACAAGUCCUGGAUCAAACCUGCCGUACUCUAUGGGGGCGCCAACACGCGUUCGCUCAUGCAAAAUGUGGAGCGUGGAUGCCACAUCCUGGCUGCUACUCCGGGCAAGCUCCUGGACAUGAUUGAUAGAAACAGAGUUUCUUUGCAAUAUGUCAAAUGGCUGGUGAUUGACGAGGCGGAUCGUCUUCUCGAGCUGGGUUUUGAACAGGAAAUUCGUCGGAUCGUCCAACAGCACAUGUCGGCCGACUUGGAGUCUCGUCAAACGGCCUUGUUUUCCGCCACCUUUCCGAAAAAUGUUCGCAGAAUUGCUCGAGAAUUUUUGGGCGAUUGCCUACUUGUUACUGUCGGAAGAGUGGGAACAGUGCCCACCGAUAUUACCCAGACGAUCCUCAAAGUCGAUGAUUUUGACAAGCGGCGAGCUCUGCUUGAUCUCCUCUAUGAGCAAGAAGCCGGAUUAACACUCAUCUUUGUCAACACUUGCCGUGCUACGGAUACCUUGGACGACUAUUUGCACAACAACUCGUUCCCGGUAACCUCUGUCCACAGCGGGAGGAAUCAAGCUGAACGUGAAGAUGCACUGAGUGCUUUUAGGGCUGCGCGUAAACCUAUUAUGAUUGCGACGGAUCUUGCAGCGCGAGGAUUAGAUAUUCCGAACGUCGUUCAUGUCAUCAACUAUGACAUGCCUAAAAAUAUUGAUGAUUAUAUCCACCGAAUUGGACGCACUGCUCGCGUUGGGAACAAAGGAGCAGCAACAAGCUUCUUUAAUGACAACAAUUCAGAUAUUGCAACGGACCUGGUUCGCGUCCUGCGAGAAACCGAGCAGACUGUUCCAGAGUUUUUGAAUGAAUACCGCCCAGAUUAUGAGGAAACACCUGACUCUCCCGAGAAUGGCAUUGUGGACGAACUCAAAGAAGAGGAUCUCGAGGGCGAUCUUCCGGAUGGGUACGCCCCGCUUGGACAACAAGUCGCGAGUGGCAAUGACGAUGAUGCUACAUGGGGUAACGCUGGUGUUGAUGGCGGGGGCAAAUGGGGACAAGCUGACAGCACCGACCCUGUUUCCACUCAUGAGGACACUAACGAGGAAGGUGAUAGUGAUCAACCCAACAAUGGCAUGAGCGGUAGUUGGUAAACAAAAGUGAAAAGAUUAUCGUGUACUCUUUUGCAAAACAUUGAGACAUUUUGGGUUUCCUUGCACAUCAAAAUAUAUCGAGUACACACA
Molecule: messenger RNA, 2060 nt
Organism: Spizellomyces punctatus DAOM BR117
Lineage: Eukaryota; Fungi; Chytridiomycota; Chytridiomycetes; Spizellomycetales; Spizellomycetaceae
Exons: 15
Coding region: 150-1970 (606 amino acids)
Cellular component (GO): nucleus
Molecular function (GO): RNA helicase activity; RNA binding; ATP binding
Source: RefSeq, a predicted model, not a curated record